Molecule: messenger RNA, 5837 nt
Organism: Anarrhichthys ocellatus (wolf-eel)
Lineage: Eukaryota; Metazoa; Chordata; Actinopteri; Perciformes; Anarhichadidae
Gene: cpne5b
Product: copine Vb
Exons: 22
Coding region: 414-2147 (577 amino acids)
Biological process (GO): cellular response to calcium ion
Cellular component (GO): plasma membrane
Molecular function (GO): calcium-dependent phospholipid binding
Source: RefSeq, a predicted model, not a curated record
CACAUUCUCAGUGAGCAGCACAGAGGCUGUUGCAGGGCGACCGCAGCAGCAACGGGGCAUGGGCAGGGUUGCCAGCACUUGAGUGUAAUUCCGCGUGGGAGGAGGAAGGAUGGGUGUGUUGGAGUGUAUCUAGCCUUUUCUCUUCACACGUUCUGCUGUGCGCACAGACUGAAGACAAGGCGCGAGAGAAGUCCACCUCUCCAUGUGAUGCGCAGCGGGUCGGUGAAGGCGCAGCAUGCUCCCCCUCCCUCGUCUCCAGCUUCAACAUUUGUGAAGUGGCUUCCUCUCCCGCUCGGACCGGAGGCCGACUGGUCUCUGAUCUGGUCUCUGGAGUCACCGGAGACUCGACGCGCUCCGUCAGGGCCAGGCUGUGCGGCUCCCGGAUCAGACCCGAGCCACCUCGAGCUCUGGCGAUGGAGAUGAUGGAGGGAGACGUUAUGGACAAACUGGAAGACGUGUCGUCGGUGUACGACUUCGACCCGAUCACCGGCAACAUCCCCGCCACCAAAGUAGAAAUCACCGUCUCCUGCAGAGAUCUGCUGGAUAAAGACACAUUCUCAAAGUCAGAUCCAUUAUGUGUGCUUUAUACGCAAGGUGUUGAAACCAAACAGUGGAGAGAGUUUGGCAGAACAGAGGUGAUAGAUAACACCCUAAACCCAGACUUUGUUCGAAAGUACAUCCUGGACUACUUUUUUGAGGAGAAGCAGAAUCUUCGCUUCGACUUGUAUGAUGUUGACUCCAAAAGCCCAGACCUGUCCAAACAUCCCGCAGAACUCAACGACUUUUUGGGUCAGACGUUCUGUACUCUUGGGGAGAUUGUUGGAUCGCCAGCCAGUCGACUGGAGAAACCACUGGGAGGAAUCCAAGGGAAGAAAUGUGGCACUGUCGUCCUGUCCGCAGAGGAGCUGAGCAAUUGUCGAGACAGCGCCACAAUGCAGUUCUGUGCCAACAAGCUAGACAAGAAGGACUUCUUUGGCAAGUCGGACCCUUUCAUGGUCUUCUAUAGAAGCAACGAGGACGGAACGUUUACUAUCUGCCAUAAAACAGAGGUGGUGAAGAACACAUUAAAUCCAGUGUGGCAGCCUUUCACUAUCCCAGUACGAGCGCUCUGCAAUGGAGACUACGACAGAACUAUCAAGGUGGAGGUGUACGAUUGGGAUAGGGAUGGCAGCCAUGACUUCAUUGGGGAUUUUACAACCAGCUACCGAGAGCUAGCUCGGGGGCAGAGCCAGUUUAAUGUCUACGAGGUGAUUAAUGCCAAGAAGAAAAUGAAGAAAAAGAAAUAUGUCAACUCUGGGACAGUGACACUGCUCUCGUUCUCGGUGGAGUCAGAGUUCACUUUCUUAGAUUACAUCAAAGGCGGGACACAGAUCAAUUUCACUGUGGCCAUCGAUUUCACAGCAUCUAAUGGCAAUCCGUCCCAAUCCACUUCGCUGCACUACAUGAACCCCUACCAGCUGAACGCCUACGCCAUGGCCCUGAGGGCUGUUGGGGAGAUCAUUCAGGACUAUGACAGUGACAAGAUGUUCCCCGCUUUGGGCUUUGGAGCCAAACUGCCCCCUGAUGGACGGGUUUCACACGAGUUUCCACUGAAUGGAGACAUGGAAAAUCCAUACUGCAAUGGUAUUGAGGGCAUCUUAGAGGCAUACCACCAGAGUCUGAAGACAGUUCAGCUGUACGGGCCAACUAACUUCGCUCCUGUGGUGAAUCAUGUUGCCAGGUAUGCAGCUGCGGUGCAGGACGGCUCUCAGUAUUAUGUGCUCCUCAUCAUCACAGACGGCGUCAUUUCCGACAUGGCCCAGACCAAAGAGGCCAUUGUAAAUGGUGCCAAGCUUCCCAUGUCCAUCAUCAUAGUUGGAGUGGGUCAGGCUGAGUUUGACGCUAUGGUGGAGCUGGAUGGUGAUGACAUCAGGAUCUCAUCGCGGGGGAAACUAGCAGAGAGAGACAUUGUUCAGUUUGUUCCCUUCAGAGAUUACAUGGACCGGACAGGCAACCACGUGUUAAGCAUGGCUCGGCUCGCUAAAGAUGUGCUAGCAGAGAUCCCGGACCAGUUAAUCUCUUACAUGAAGAGCAGGGGGAUCAAACCCAACCCAGCGCCACCUCCCUACACACCUCCCGGACAGACACACCACCACACACAGAUCUGAAGCCCUCGUCUUCGCUUUUCACUGAGUACUGACAGCAUGCAGCAGCCACUCAAAGUCCAGUGGGAACUCUCUACCUCCUGUUUUGGUGCAAACAGGAGGUGACGCACUAGGAAAUGGGUGUUGAAUUUUGUGCCGUAUACUCCCAAGUGACUAUUGGAGCAGCUUUUUUGGGGGGCUUUUUCUCUGUGAUAUAUUCAUUUGGAUGAUUUCUCAGAGAGGCUCAAACUUUUAAUCCAACACUGAGGCAGUGACUGUUUCACGUCUAAUUUGACAGCAGGUUGGUUCAAAAAGGUCAUGUUGUGGUUUAAACUUGUGCCUGUCUGUGGUUGUUUCUCUAAUUGUAUCAGGACAUGUGAUCUUUGACCUAAGCCUUGCUCAUCAGUAUUUGGUGUGGCCUAAUGCAGUGAUAUUUUUUAGUCACCUUUUUCCCUUCUGGAAAUUAGUUUUUGUAUUUGGGGAUUAUCUCUAUAUCUGCUAAUGCAUCGGUUAUAAUCAAGGAGAAAUUGCAGGUGUGUAGUUUACAGUUUAUUACAUUACCAACUUUAAAUCAGGCUUUUCAUACCUUAAGGUGUCACCUCCACUCUUCUUUAUUAAGUAAAUGUUUAUAAGAGCAUGUUGUAUGAGAAGUUAAUUCCCCAUAUCCCAGUAUAUUUAUUCUCCAAUGUUAUUUAGAGUGGCAUGGGCAUUUAAUAGAUCUGUUUUGAAGUGGGGCCAAUUAUUUAAGUUAUUGCAAAUAAGAAGCACAACUUGUCUCUAUACCAAGGACAGUAUUAUGAUGAUGCUACCAGGUUGAAUCAUAUUUAAUCAUUUUGAGUGCUGCCAUUCAUUGUUUCUGAGGAAAGUGAAAGGAUCUCAUUCAAUAAGGGUAAACUUCCAUCACAAAGGAUGAUGUUGCACAAGAGGAACAUUAACCAAUUACUCGUAAUCUGUUUUCAUAAUCCACAAAAAAAUGCAUUUGUUUGGUAAUAUUUCGUAAAUAAAGUUACCAUAUAAGUAAAAUACGGACCAUGAAAGAGGAAAAAGAAAUAAAGGCCACAAAAUUCAACAAAAGAUGUCAUAAAUACUAUUAAUAGCUGUAGUCAACCUGGCAAAGCAGGCAAUAACCACUAAAAAUACACUAUUAUAUACACCACUAAAGCACAAUAUACACGGACAGUAAGGGUCAUAAGGCAAUGGUUGUUGCCAAGUCUUGUAGAUUGAAUUCUCAUUUCAUACCUUUCCUAUAUGUACAUGUCACAUAUGAAUGAUAUAAAUGUGUAUUUUAUCAAAAUAUGAUUAACUGACACACAGCAAACAUAGGGCACAGGUAGCACUCCAAUGUAGGAGCACUGCUAUGUUUAUUGGUUUAGGGCGCACAUGUAAUUCCUGCCCCAGGUACCAAUGGCAGCUUAAUCCGGCCCUGAUUCGGUUGCAGACACACCACCUCUGCAACUCAAAGAUGACCAUUUCAGUGGAAAUCCGUAAGUCCCCAACGGCCACGCAUCAGCAGCCACAAAACCUCCGUCGUCAUAGACUUUACACUGUAAGUUGAUGCGAUCAUCGCCAGUGUUCCUCUUACAGUCCAGUCCUUGCAGCAGUGCAAGUCUCUGUUGGGAGACAAUUUACAAGUGGUCUCCAGAGCUUUAGGAUUUAUGUGCAUUACAUCUAGCAUAUGAGUAAUUCUCUCAUGUGUAAACACAUUAACAAUCUGUUUAUACCACAGGGUAAAGAGGGAUCCGUUUGUGCUAAUCUUAGUUUGGCUUUAUGUAUCUUACCAUCUGUGACAUCAGUUUAGUGUGAAGAAACCAAAACAAACUGGCUUUCAAGUGGCAGAUCCAAUUUCACCGCAUCAGUAACGAAGCUUGUCAUUUGUGAUGCGUCCUCGCACAAUGAUGAAACAACAAUCCCUGACAGCAAUCCCUGUUGCCUUAAACAAACGCAGAGCUCAUACUGUAAAAAAUUGGAAAUUGCAGGAAUGUGAUCCAUGAUCAGUAAACAAAAGGGUUCAUACGGAGGAUUAUAACAAUAACAAGGAAGAGAUUGAUAAAAGUGCAGAAUACUUUGUAACACUCUUUUCUCCCAUCAUACCUGUCAUCUGACAGAUCACAUAGUAUUCCUGCUCAAUUUGCACUAACAAUGUUUGUUUUGUUUCUCAUUGUUCAUCGUGACAUAGUCUGCUAGCCACAUCAUUAGCCUUUCUACGUUAGGCUUUGUACUUAAAAAAGGAACAGGACACCCAACUUAAAAAUCAUGCAGUAGGCAAGGAAAGGCUCAAUUUGAAAGCAGCCAUACAAAUAUUGCAUAAAUAAGGGUAUUUCCAUGGAAUGCAGAUUCUUUUUUUAUUUGCUUUAUUGAAUGUUUAACCACAAUAGCAGUGGGGCUGUGGGGAUGCAAAUGUUGGACACUUUGGUCUGACAGAAAUUUCUCCACAACUAUUGUAUGGUUUGUCAUGAAAUUUUAAAUGUAUCCUAAAGACUGCGGUGACUCCCUGACUUUACCUCUUGUCACUGUGAGCAUCUUGAUGUUAGCAUUUAGCCCAACACAACGCUUUGUGUACGUGCCGCCUCACAGAGCUGCUAGCAUGGCUGUAUCUUGUUCAUCUUUUUUUUUUAGCAUCACAUGAACAUAAACUGCUUCCUAAUCUUACUUUUUCAAUCUGUGUCAAUCUUUCACAGCGGCCAUUGUUCUUCUUUUAGUAUUAUUCCAGUUUCACUUGGUUUUGUUUACUAUUCUAACCUUCAUGCUUCCUUCAUUGCUGUAGAGAGUAAACAAACAAUGCUACAAUGUGUAUAAUAGACUGUAAAAGGGGUUGUUUCCUUUUUAACUGACAUAGCGAGGCAGAGGCAGAAUUAAUCUGAGCUAAAAUGGUUCUAUUCAAAAUGUCGAAUGUAGCAAACUAAAGGUCUUAAUCAUGUGAAAGGCAUGUCACUGCAUCUCAUUUAGUCCUGUACUGAAAAUCAGCUCAGGUGGAAGGUAUGGCUCCCGGGUGGAGGAGAGGAAAAUAUUUGAUGGUGGUCAAAACAGCUAUUUGCUUGUCAAUCCUUGUUCUUUUCUUAGUUACCAGUGAAAAAAUAAGAGUCGACUUCUAUUAGAUGGAAAGUGUAUGAACGCCUGGUUUGCAAAGAGAUCCCAACAGCACUUUAUCCUCACGAGGAGUGCUUGUUGUAUAUGUUUGAUAUAUUUUUGGCAAUAUUACUGUAUUGAAGAUAUUUAUUUAUCUAUUUUUGGAGUUUGUAUGACAAGCCAUCGCUCCUGUCCAUUAUGCCAUUACGGUGACCUGUUAACAUCCCGAUUUAUUAGUGUGAUGGGUUGACUGCAUGUUUUCUUGGGGUACAUAAAAGAGUGCCACCGUCUGUAUAAUAGGAACCAGCCCAACCAGAUUACAUGCAUGCCUGUGCCAAACAAGGCAGUAAGCUCUGUGGACGGUUUGCUAUUUCUUCUCUCUUGUGCCUGGUUCUCCAAACAUUUCUUGUCUCACAACUGUAGCUUAAUUAGCGUGUUACAGUCAAAACUUUUUUAUAUUAAUUUUGUCAAAUCCCACAAUCUCUCUAUUGUUUGUACCUCGAGUUUUCUGAUUUGCAUGAUUCCCUACUUUUCUUUAAAUGGGUUUUUAUUGUACAUGAUUAUUGUCAUAUGAUGGGUUGUGAAAUGCUUUGUAUUGGAUUGCCUUAACUAAAAUCAAUUAAAAAAUGAAUACUUUUGUAAAAGUUA